AUGCCAGUGGUUAAGCUGCGCCGCCCAACAGAACGCCCAGUGGAUGCGCCGCAGAAGAACCGACUCGUCGAGACGAGCCAGGAUUCAGCAGAAUUUGGCCGGUGGCGGAAACGCAACGAAUGGCGGCUGCAGCCAGGGUUAGUCACGGUGGGCCUGGAAGACGCGAAGAAGCCUUGA
Messenger RNA from Monascus purpureus, 177 nucleotides. Lineage: Eukaryota; Fungi; Ascomycota; Eurotiomycetes; Eurotiales; Aspergillaceae. The record is from the annotation of a GenBank genome assembly.